CAAGAGAAGGAAUAUGGCAAAAGUAACAUGCGAGUCUCUCCUUGUUAAUCCAUGGCGUAUAUUCGCUUAUCCCCACCAAAGCUUUGCGGUUCCCUCGCUCACUCAGACUACUCAUACCCAGAAGAAGCUCACACUCUCCUCAACCAGAACGCGAGCUUUGCCAUUCGACCUCUCCCCUCCUCCUAUUGACCACGACCUCCUGGACACUGUGGCAGCAGCAACUGCUGGAGCAACAGUUUCAGAUGAUGGGAUUAUCGAAACGUUCGACAACGAUGACCAAGCUUUGGAUGCUGCCGAUAAUGGUCUUGUGGUUGUGGACCUCUCGCAUUUUUGCCGGAUAAGAGUUAGUGGAGAUGACAGGAUCCAGUUUCUUCACAACCAAAGCACGGCCAAUUUCGAAUGUCUCCAUGAAGGACAGGGAUGUGACACAGUUUUUGUUACACCAACAGCUCGGACAAUAGAUAUCGCACAUGCAUGGGUCAUGAAAAAUGCAGUAAUGUUAAUGGUUUCACCUGUUUCCAGAAGUAUCUCUGAAAUGCUGAAAAAGUACAUAUUUUUCAAUGACAAGGUAGAGAUUCAAGACAUCACUAAGCAAACUUGCUUCUUCGUUUUAGUGGGACCUAAAAGCAACUAUGUAAUGGAGGAGUUAAACCUAGGUGAUCUCGUUGGACAACCAUACGGCACGCAUCAGCAUUUCAGUGUCAACGGGAUGCCUGUUACUGUGGGAGUGGGAAAUGUGAUUUCUGAAAAAGGCUUUUCACUUUUGAUGUCACCAGCUGCCGCUGGAUCAGUCUGGAAAACUAUUCUAUCUCAUGGUGCGACCCCAAUGGGCUCUAUUGCAUGGGAAAAACUAAGAAUUUUGCAAGGAAAGCCAGCUCCUCAGAAGGAGCUUACUAAUGAAUAUAAUGUCCUGGAGGCCGGUCUCUGGAAUUCAAUCUCUUUAACCAAAGGGUGCUAUAAGGGACAGGAGACUAUAUCUCGACUGAUAACGUACGAUGGAGUCAAGCAAAGACUUUGGGGAAUCUGUCUAUCAGCACCAGCGGAACCUGGCAGCAUCAUUACAGUUGGUGGGAAAAAGGUUGGAAAGCUGACAAGUUGCACAUCCGGAAGAAAGGAAAGUGAGUACUUUGGUUUAGGCUAUAUCAAGAGGCAAAAUGUUUCAGAAGGAGACAUGGUAGUGGUCGGAGAUGCUAUUACAGGUACAGUGGUAGAAGUACCUUUCCUUGCUGGGCAACGGCCACCAUCGAGAAGCUCAAGCUCUUGAGAUUCAUUUUUUGACCUCCUAGCAAGGGAGCUGGAAACGAGCAGCCUCCCAAUGCAUCAGCCAGCGGAAUCUCAACAGCGAUUUCCAAAUCGUCCCGGCCUGCUCUUUUGAACAAAUGAUGCCUCUUUUCAUCUAUCAAGAAGAUGAUAUCAGCUGGAAGGUACCCUGGUUUCUCA
Molecule: messenger RNA, 1440 nt
Organism: Fragaria vesca subsp. vesca
Lineage: Eukaryota; Viridiplantae; Streptophyta; Magnoliopsida; Rosales; Rosaceae
Product: aminomethyltransferase-like
Exons: 13
Coding region: 14-1264 (416 amino acids)
Biological process (GO): glycine decarboxylation via glycine cleavage system
Cellular component (GO): mitochondrion
Molecular function (GO): protein binding; aminomethyltransferase activity
Source: RefSeq, a predicted model, not a curated record